GCCAGCUGGGGUAACCGAAGACCUUUAACACAGAGAGACGAGCAUUACACAACGACGACGGAUCUUCACUUUAGAGUAUCUAUCUCCUUUUCCGGAGACUUGAAUGAGGUAAAGGGAGCUCAUUUUACUCAAAUUGAAAUUGUGACUCUCUCGGCUGGUUUUGUUAGUAACUUUACGUUAAUUUUUGGCUUUGAGUUUGGCUUCGUGGUGGAGCGGAAACGUGGGCACGUACACGCCAACGGUUAUGUUUACUAAAAACAAAGACUGAAUAUGAUAUAGUGUAUUAAAUGUGCACGAAGUUCUUGUUGUUGUCUACUGCUCAGAUCACGUGUACCCACUUCUUACGCGUGUGUGGAUAUUUUUUUAUUUUUUUUUGGAUCCACUUGCAAAGCAACACAACCAAGGAUUUUCCAUGUGGGGCUAUAACCCAAGAUGCCUCUGAAUGACGAGCGACCUGGCUCCACGUCCAGCGGUGAGGAACGAGGCAGUGACGUGGAGUCGUCCUCGGAGCGCUGUGACAGCAUGAUGUCGACCAGCGACCUGGACUGUUCCCGGGAGAGCUUCACCAGCGACUGCUCCAGCAAACAUUGCACGCCCUCCUCGAGCCCACCCAAAACCAUAAAACUGGAUGAAGUCAUGGAGUCCACCAGAGACCUGUCCAAUCUCAGCAUUGCCCACGAGAUCAUUGUGAACCGCAACUUCCACCUGGAACCAGACCGCCUACCUCAGGACAGUUUAUGGAAGAUAGUUAGAGAUUAUGUCCACAAGGCCUUCUGGGACAUCCUGGAGUCCGAGCUGAACGACGACCCGCCUGAGUAUGGGCAAGCCAUCAGAUUAUUGGAGGAGAUCAGAGAGGUUUUAUUGUCCUUCCUUAAUCCGGGCACCAAUCGGAUGCGGACCCAGAUCACGGAGGUGCUGAACAUGGACCUGAUUCGUCAGCAGGCCGAUAACGACGCUGUAGACAUCCAGGGGCUCGCCUCUUACAUUAUCACCACCAUGGGCAAAUUGUGUGCACCGGUUAGGGAUGAGGAUAUCCAGAAGCUCCGCGAAAGCCCAGAUAACACAGUGUCACUGUUCAGGGAGAUCUUCCAUGUGCUGGACCUGAUGAAGGCUGACGUAGUCAACUUUACAAUCGAUAACCUGAGGCCUGUGCUGCACAGGCAGGGUGUUGAAUACGAGAGGGCAACGUUUCAGAGCAUCCUGGACAAAACACCCAGUGCUUUGGAGCACACCACCUCGUGGAUCAAGUCAGCACUUGAGGAGCUGUCGACCCCCAUCACCAAAGAACAGACUGAUGGUCAGGGAAAAGGAAAGCGACUGGUGCCCGGGCCCUUUCAGGUCCUCAACGUUGCCUUCCUCCGCAUCCUUACAUGGGACUACGAUAAGAGCCCACUGCCUGAGACCUGGAUGACUGAUGAGACACGUCUGCGGGAGAUUCAAUGGCAGCUCCAGCAGUGUGAGGCGGUGAACGAGGUGCUGCUCAUUAUCUACAGUACCAUUGGAGGGGCUAUCCAGGGUCUGCCCUCCUUGUCUGACCGCCUGAAGAGGAUGAUUAGUGUGCUGCUGGAUGGGAUGCACAGCAAGGACUUUAACCUAGAAGAGGCACUACGGAGCGUCAGUGCUCAGAUCUGCUGUGAGCUCAACAAGUCUUUAACAGAGAGGAGCUACCCGUCCCUGAGCCCGGCGCUGCAGGCCACCCUCACAGGCCAGAUCUGCAGCAUCACUCAGAAGGACAAUCCCAUCCGCACUCUAGUUGAGGAUCGGGUGCAGCGGUUCUUUACAGUCCUCAUCUGGGAUCCUAAACCCAAGAUCAAACUUGAACAGGUACCAGCUGGCUUGACUGCUAUCAAGCCUGAACUAGCAUUGAUGGGAGCACAGUUCAUCUCCCUGGUUAACUACAACAAGUCUGUCUAUGGACCUUUCUACGCGGAUAUCAUCAGGAAGCUGAUGUUCAGUAGCAGUCCACCAGCAGCAAACCCUCCGCAGGACACCGCCCUGGACUCCGUCACCUCCAAUUAAAACCAAACUUUUGCUUGUGCAGUCUAAGGAGUCUUUUUGCUGCUGGACAUAGCUAAAGCUAAGAGGGCACUACAAUAGCUAGGCAGUGCAACUGCUCCGCUCAAGCCAGUGUACUCCAAUAGUUGGAGUUACCUUCAUCGUAUUGCAAAUGUAAUUUUUCUCACUACAUUUAGCAGUGAAGGCACUGCAGUGUAGGCGCCAUGCAGUAGACAUUUAAUGUCCCCUGCAUCCUUAGCAAUAAAUGCUCGAAAAUACUAUGCUUUCCUGUGAAUACUUACAGCUUCAAACCUAAAACACCAGUGUUACAGCGAUCCAUUUCUGAACCUAAUAGAGAUCCCUACAUGGUAAAUGUGUCUGUUGUCAGACUCCUGUUAUUGUAGAGGGGGAAAAGAUCAAAACCGUAGUAUGUCCAAAGUAAAGUUUAUAAAGUAUAGAGGAAGACGCGUGUAUAUUUAGAAAAGUAGCACAUGAGAUUCCUUAUGUAUCAGAAAAAUAUUUAUCACUGCUAAAUCCUAAGGUAACUAUAUAACUGCAGUUAAUUAUGACCGCCGUUGAACAUAUUAAUGCAAAACACAAGUUUCCCCAUGGACUCUUUUUGAUUGUUCUCCCUUUAACUUCUUUAUCAUCCAGACAAUUUAACGUUCAGUAUUUUUUUUUUAAUCCACUGAUUCUAUUUUACAGCUAAAAUAGAAGUAGACAUAAAAAAACUGGGAUUUUAACUAAAAAAAAAAAAGAAGAAAAAAAAGUCUGCAUGAGUAGCACAUGUUGUGUGUUCUAUACUUUUACUUAUUUUCUGCCAGUGGAAUACUUGUUUUAUUGAUUUAGUUGCUAUGUUUGUUACAUGAUGAGGUACUGUAGUUGUUACAGUAUUGCUGUGUUGGCUGUUAGAACCUGUGGGAAAAUGAAAGGUGCUGAACUCAAAAGUGAUUCUUUGCACAAAGAAAAGUGAUAUGUACUUUUGAAAAGGUUUACAUAAAAUGUGGUAA
Anarrhichthys ocellatus (wolf-eel) is the source of this 3005-nucleotide messenger RNA. It is a transcript of the gene tcp11l2, whose product is annotated as t-complex 11, testis-specific-like 2. The record is from RefSeq and is a predicted model, not a curated record. Gene Ontology annotation, biological process: signal transduction. The transcript has 10 exons. Bases 433 to 2019 code for a protein of 528 amino acids. Lineage: Eukaryota; Metazoa; Chordata; Actinopteri; Perciformes; Anarhichadidae.